AUGCGAAUCUCAAAAGCUUCCUUUUACGCUCUCCUCCUUCACAAACCUUACAACCACCAAAACCUCGUCGUUUUAUCGCGGCGUCGUGUUAUCUCGUGCGCGCUGAGUAUGGCGCUGCUCGUGAGCACGCUCUACGUUCUGUGGCCGUCGGAUCCAGAUCUGAAGAUCGUGGGGCUGAAGCUGCGCCGGAUAAAGGUACACCCUGUGCCGCCCGUCACCGUGGACAUCUCCAUGCUGCUGACGCUCCAGGUGCGCAACGCUGACGUGUACUUCAUGGACUUGGGUGCGGUAAACGUGGCAGUGGCGUACAGAGGGAAGAUGCUGGGUCACGUGAGGUCGAGGGAGGUGCACGUGAGGGCGAGGGGGUCUUCCCACGUGGAUGCUGACGUGGAAUUCGCCGGCAUAAGUGUGCUGCCUGAGCUGGUGCUGCUUAUGGAAGACGUGGCCAAAGGUAUCGUACCCUUUGACACAGUUAGCCACACCGGUGGCCAAUUCGGCCUUUUCUUCUUUCAUUUCCCCAUCAAGGCAAAAGUAUCAUGUGAGGUUCUGGUGAGUAUAGUAAACCAGACUAUUAUUCGUCAACAUUGUCUCCACGAGUGACAACACAGGGUCCCCAGAAGCGUCCAAAGAUGCUUGCUAGCCCCACACUAUUAUUCAAAUUUAGAUAGGCCACUGUAAGUAUAAUGCAUAAUUGUAAGGUUAGCUUAAAAGAUUAGCAACCGUGUGUACUGAAGUUAGAUAAUCCUAUGUUAAUUAUUAUUGUAACAGUGGCUAAACAUCACUUGUGUAACUACUUAUGCUGACAUCCUUAUAUGUAUCAGUAAAUUUUGAUUCUGUAA
Messenger RNA from Vigna angularis (adzuki bean), 839 nucleotides. RefSeq lists its product as uncharacterized. The transcript has 3 exons. NCBI's taxonomy places the organism in Eukaryota, Viridiplantae, Streptophyta, Magnoliopsida, Fabales, Fabaceae. Gene Ontology annotation, cellular component: plasma membrane. The record is from RefSeq and is a predicted model, not a curated record. Bases 1 to 600 code for a protein of 199 amino acids.